GCGUCACGCGAGAAGAAGAAGAAGAGUCUUCCUUUCACGCAGCAGUCACCCAACGAUCUCGAAGCCCUUCAGUACGAUGACUACGACAACGUCAUCGAGCAAAUUUCUCGCCCUGACUACCCCAGCGGGUGCGUGUACUCUACCGGAUCCCCAUUACGAGGAACUGAAACCGGUCUUCCCCCCAGCAAUCGACAACCUCUUCAGGUCUCCGCUCACCUUUCUAAUUAGACUUCUCCUCCAAAAAGCGCACGGGCUCGAUACCCUGCUCUACGUAUGGCAGAUAGAAUGGAGCAAGAACUACACUCAAGUGUUCGACGCUUUAUGGAAGUUAUAUGAAACAUUCCCCAAAGUGAUUCGAGCCUCCAUCUGCGUGCUCUGCAUGUGCAUCUUGCCCAGCGCGAUGAAGUCAUUCUGUAAGUGUCUCAGCAGUGACGACAACGCUACGACAGCCGGCACUUCUCUCCGAGCGACGACCAAGAGGUUGAGGAUGGGCCCGAGCAGAAUGGAUAAGGCGCAUAUGUUUAUUGUAAACUUCAUCUGGCUCAUCAUUCUCUUCUUUAUGGCGGUUUCACUGUUCGUGUGCAUCACUGCAAAUAACGUCAUGGCCAGGACUGUCCUCAACCUGCACAACUUCUCUAAGAUUGUGGAAAAACAGUAUCAAGAAUACCGCCUCGACAUCUACACGACGACAUCCUGCACAUCGGCUGAACACACCAAGCUCGUAUGGGACUCCCUGGAGCCCAUUUACCAAGGCUGCGUGUCCAGCCUCCUAGCGGAUCUUAAUGACCCAUUGUUCUCCGCAAUAGAUACCAACGCUGUAUCCAACUAUCUGGCAGUGCUUCCAAAGCUGUACAGCGAAUCUUUGCACCUGCAGCUCUCCGGGACGGUGCUUAACGUUGAGUCUGAGAAUAUCCAGGUGCUUUUGGCAACAGCGCUGUCCGAGGCGGACGCUGUUCAGACAGACUGUGAUGAUGGAGGAGCUGCACGAGCAUUCUGCAACGACCUCAAGAACAGUUACGCCGCUCUGAACAGCACCAGUUUCACCUUUCACGUCGAAGACAUAACUAAGCAUGUCAACACCUUGAAAGACCUCAUUCUACAAGGCAACGACGUAGUGCUGUUGCAGGGUAUUUCCGAUUAUGUAACCAUGAGACAAGACCCUGAACAAUUCUUGCUGGGCAGGAUUCCACAUGCGAACAUAACAGCAGCGGCAUUGGAUACGGGUUUGGAAUACAUUUCCAGCCACAUCCAAGCGUCAUCCAUCCUGGGAGACGUGACCUACUUGACGUCGUGGGCCGCCAGCUUACUUACUAACUUGGAGGGGGUUUUGGCUGCCACUGUCUCUUAUGUGUAUUUGCUGAACAUCGUCCAUCUAACGGGCAUGACCAUCUGUUGGUUCUUUGCCUUCAUGAGCGCCAUCGCCGGCCUCUUUGGAAGUACACAACCGGGCCUUCUAGACAAAAGGACCGCCACGUCACUGAUGCACAUUUCUACCUUCGUCCACGAGGUGCUUGCGUUUCAGAUCUUCUUCGCCUCGUCAAUGUUCGUUUUCGUUGGUGUGAUCGGCGAACGCAGUAUCUGUGACGCGAUGCGGGACAUCCGAGACGAGAACAUGUUAAACUUCUUGCGGUACAUGGAAGAGUCCAGCUGGUACAACUGGGCGACUCAGCUUCCGGACAUUAUGGACCGUUGCAAUAAAGGGCUGCCCAUGUACGAGGUGAUGAUAGGCGAGAACACGGACACACUCGUAGCCCAGGCGGCGUCGGAUGAAGUCUCAAACGCCCUUCGGCAUCUUCAGUCUGCCGUUUAUCCUUCCAAUUCGCGGCUAUACGAUGGUCUACUCACUGGACUCCUUAGCGAGAAUACCCUACUGUUGUUCAACGAAACAUUGGGACUCCCUGUUGCCGAACUUGGCCAGCAGGGGAAUGCAUCGCUAGAGGCCAUCGUGGACAACAGGAUGCAGCUGCUCCAUACGGUCGCUGAUAAUUUCUUCCACUACUACCAAGCGUUACCCGAUCCUAACGAUCAGCGUCAACAGGAGCAACAAAGGAUGAUUGAAAAGAUUGCGCAGCUCGUCAGAAGAACCGCUAAUCAGAUGCACGUUAUCAAAGACGUUACGUCAACGUUCAACAGCCAAGCGGCCACCGUUGCUCGUUUCAAUGCCGUUCCUGCAAGGAAUGCCGCCGCGAUGCAGUACGCAACGAUGAAUGCCUUGCACAAUACGCUCGAGAACGCCACUUCGACCCAUUGCUUGCGAGACGACGGUGCUAGGGCGCUCAAAGAAAUCGGCCAGAGUAUGCAGUACACGCUAUUGCACAAGACUGGGAAGUGUGCAUACCUCAGUUAUGCCUUCAACUUGACCGUCUACAUGCUGUGCGACCAGAUCGUCUUGCCCUUGAAUUACUACUGGGUCGGUAUGAUUUUGUUCUGCAUUGGUUUCAUGCUGUCCAUGGCGAUUGGUUUCGACCUCAAGCACCUUUAUCGUCGGAUGGUGGGCCCUUCAAUGCUCAUGGAUGAUGUUUGAUACCUCCAAUCGAUUAUAAAAUGAAUACAACUACUACUGUACGCCGAGUAACGUGUGCUGGCUUGUACAGAUUCCCAUGUCCUACUGCAUGCAUUUUUCUUAGCGAAUUGCUAACUGGAAGUGCAGGAUGAACACGUGAGCAGAAGGGCAUUUACUGAUCAAGCGUGCACCGUGGGACCCCACGUCGCUUCUCGAAGA
Molecule: messenger RNA, 2722 nt
Organism: Ornithodoros turicata
Lineage: Eukaryota; Metazoa; Arthropoda; Arachnida; Ixodida; Argasidae
Exons: 19
Coding region: 77-2524 (815 amino acids)
Cellular component (GO): membrane
Source: RefSeq, a predicted model, not a curated record